AUGAACCCAGCCCAAAACUUAGUAAGCCCACUGAAGAAGAGCCAUUUAGGAGAAGCCCUAGAUAAGGGUAAGGCUAAGGUUGGGGAUGAGACUGGAAAUCAUGCUAAUUUAGUGAGAAAAAUAAAAGAAAGAGUGAGGAGCUUAAGGGAUGACAAUGAUGUGUUUACUGAUGAGGACGGUGAUACAGAGUCUUCUGAUUCUGAGUUGAGUGAUUUUGAGUUAGAAGUUGAUGAGGAAGAUGAGGACUUAUACUCUGAUGGCAGUUUGAGGGGAGUUACUGAAGGAGGGGAUCAUAGGGAUGAUGAGGACACAGGGUUUGACAUAGAAAGAAAUCUACAGUCAAUUGAAGUGAGGGUUGAAGAGGAGGCAACUUGUGAUUCUGAUGAGCUAAAGAGUGUGGAAGGUGAUUCUGAUGAUGAUCAGGGUAGUGUUACUUGGUUUAACCCUGAGACAGACUUUGAUAGGGCUAUCAAAUUUGUAGUUGGUCAAAGGUUUAGUGAUGUGCAAACAGUGAGAAAAGCUUUGAGACAGCAUGCAAUUGAAAAUAGGUAUGAGUAUUACCUUCUUCACAAUGAUUCAAAGAGGCUGACAGCAUAUUACAAAAGGAAAUGCAAGUGUGUGUAUAACAAGAACAGUUGUAGGAUAGUGAAGUGUACAUGUACUAAGGAUGUUAGGUGUAGGUUCAAGUUCUAUGCAACAAGACUUGUGAAAUCAGAGGCUUGGAAAAUUAAGACUCUAAGGCUGAAGCAUAGGUGUGUUAGGAGUAAAAUGAACAACAAGGUGACAGCAGAGUUCCUUGCUGACAGAAUAAAGGCAAAGCUUAUAAUAUAUGGGUCUUCAGCAGAGCAGUACUCAAAGGUUUGGGACUAUGGGAAGGCACUGCUAAAAUGGAACCCAGGGAGUGAGUGUAAUGUGGUGGUGGAUAAUAUUGGUCAAAUUGAAAGGCCAAUUUUUAUGAGGAUGUUUGUGUGCUUAGCUGCACUUAGGGAUGGAUUCAUUUCUAGUUGCAGACCAGUAAUUGGGGUGGAUGGGUGCCAUCUAAAAGGGGCAUACCCUAGGAAGAUCUUGGCUGCAGUUGGAAAAGAUGGCAAUAAUGCCAUCUUCCCAAUUGCUUGGGCAACUGCAGAGAUAGAGAACAAGGACAGCUGGUGCUGGUUUCUAGAGAGUUUGCUCAAGGCACUUUAUGUGUAUGAGCAAGGAGAUGGCUUGACUUUUAUGUCUGACAGACAGAAAGGUUUCAUAGAAGCAUUUGCAGAUGUGGCCCCCAAAGCUGAGCUCAGAUUUUGUGUGAGGCAUAUUUGGUCAAAUUUCAAACUGAAAUUUCAUGGUGCAACUUUCAAGGAAUUGUUCUGGGCUGCUGCUAGGGCAAGCACUCUGUUUGAGUUUGAGGUUGCUAUGGAAAGUAUCAAUUUUUUGGAUGAAGAAGCAUACCAGUGGCUGUCAAACAUUGACCCCCAGCACUGGUCAAGGCAUGCUUUCUCUACAAACUGCAAGUCUAACAUGUUGUUAAACAACAUGUGUGAGACAUUUAAUGAAGUGAUUAGAGAUGUCAGAGACAAGCCUAUUCUAACUCAAAUGGAAUGGCUUAGAAGAUAUAUGAUGAAGAGGAGUAAUGACAAAUGGGAGGCAGCAAAGUCUUGGGAAGGUUUACUAACCCCAUUUGUCAACAAGGUCUUUGAUGGGUUGGAGAAGUAUGCCAGGACAUGUGAGGUUACAACUUCAAGGGAUGAAAUUUAUGAGGUGAAAUACAAGGAUGAUCAGUGCAUUGUGGUUCUACAAGAGAGAAAAUGCACUUGUUUUAGAUGGGAGUUGACAGGAAUACCUUGUGUCCAUGCAUUUGCUUGCAUAAUGGACAAAAGGGAUGAUCCUGAGUUGUAUGUGCACCCACAUUACUAUAGGGUGACAUACUUGGCUGCAUAUGAGAACCCAAUACAGCCAAUGCCUGGUCCUAAGAAUUGGGAAAAGGUCAAGCUCAGACAGCCUUUGCCACCUGUGCUGAAAGUGCAGACAGGAAGACCUAAGGCAAAAAAGAGAAAGCUUGAACCAGGGGAGGGCACUUCUGCAGCACCUGAGGGCAAGAAGCCAAAGGUGAAGAAACAAUGCAAGAACUGUGGUGGGUUUGGCCACUUUGCCAAAACAUGCAAGGCUGAAGCAGCACCAAAACAACCUAACCCACCUGCAACAAAUCCAAAGGGUGGGAGGCCACAGAUGCAGACUCCUUGGCUUAAGGAACAGAGGAAGAAAAGUGAAGAGAAAGCAGCAAGACAAGUUGCACUGAAGUUGCCACAAUAUCAGCCUCCAACAACAGCAGAGGCUGGGUCAAGUAAUGCUGCACCUGCAACUGCUGUGUCAAGCCAGCCUGCAACAAGAACAGAGCCUUUGCCAACUCAGCCUGUUACCAGGAGCAAGAAGAGCCUAAGUCAGCCCACAAGAGUGCCAGCAACUACCCCUCCCAAAGUCAAAAUACAAACCAGGUCCAAGCUUCAUGUAAUGAGAAGCAAGAAGGACAAGGAUCUCAAUCAACUGUGA
Messenger RNA from Chenopodium quinoa (quinoa), 2529 nucleotides. RefSeq lists its product as uncharacterized. The record is from RefSeq and is a predicted model, not a curated record. The transcript is spliced from 7 exons. Gene Ontology annotation, molecular function: zinc ion binding; nucleic acid binding. Lineage: Eukaryota; Viridiplantae; Streptophyta; Magnoliopsida; Caryophyllales; Amaranthaceae. Bases 1 to 2529 code for a protein of 842 amino acids.